UUUUUGUUUUUUUUUUGUUUUUCGUCCUAUGUUGUCCUCGUCGACGCACACGUUUUGGUUGCUCCUUUUCCAACUUUUCACCACAAAAAUAGUAUUUUGCACAAUAGUUGGGCAUACAAGGCUCCAAGAUCUCGUGGGUAACGAUGUAAUUUUUAAGUGGAACACGACAGACGGCAGGGAAAUUCUUUCAGCUGUGUGGGGGUUAGGCAAUGGUCAAAUGGCUGAUCCCCAGUUUAUCAAUGUGAAUACGAAAACUGGGAAAACAAUUUCUCCCUCAUUGCCCAAGCCAUACACUGGUAGAGUAGAUUUCGUUGGUAACCUAAGCCAAGGUCAUGCUUGGUUUGUGAUCAAAAACCUGACAAGUAAUGAUACCGCUGAGUACAUUGCAAGGAUAAGUGAUGGUGAUGUCUCGGAACUACAUUCAUAUUCUGUUGAAUUGUCAGUGAAAGAUGGGUCAGGUUAGUAUUGUUGGAAAUAUCAGACAAUCGACUUAUAUUGUCGACUUAUAUUGUCGUUCACGUGGGAUAACCGCGGUUUAAGGCGUUUUGGGAUUCCUUUGUUAAAAGCCAUGCCAGGUUUCUGAGUAAGAUUCGACUAGUUGAUAUACUUUGCCGCAAUAGCUGCAAGUUUUAAUUCAUACUUUCGUAUAUCUAUCAAAAAGAAAUAUAUGUGCACUUCCAGAUUAGGGAAAGCUUACCAAAUAUGGACAUAGAUCUGAUCAUGCGCUUUACAAGUGUUAGAUAUUGAAGGGUUACCCUAUCCGUAGUAUAUGUAGGAUACACCGCAUGGGGUCCGUAGGAAUCCUACCAAAUCUAGCCAAUGAACUACUCUGUUUGGUUUACGUCAUAAUCUUACUUCAUAAUCUGUUAUUGACAUACCAAACUCAGCGUUGUUCACGUGUAGUACUAAAGCGAAAUGUCAAAAGCCAAGAAAAAAAGCAAUUUUAAAGGACGUAGUCCUAAUGUC
Molecule: messenger RNA, 966 nt
Organism: Actinia tenebrosa (Australian red waratah sea anemone)
Lineage: Eukaryota; Metazoa; Cnidaria; Anthozoa; Actiniaria; Actiniidae
Biological process (GO): DNA recombination; DNA integration
Molecular function (GO): DNA binding
Source: RefSeq, a predicted model, not a curated record